AUGUCAAUUGCUGAUUCGUCACAUCUUGUUCAGCUGCAUCCAGAUUGGGUGCUGAUGGAUGUGGACCGGUUAGGAAAGUCGUUUUAUUAUAAUGAUGGAAAUCCUCUCAGUGAAUCUUUGAAGCAAUUAAAGCACAAGACGUUGAACGAGGCGAUCAAAAACAACAACAUAGACUUUUUGAAGGAACAUCUGAGAAGUUCUGAGGGCCUCAUGGAUAAUGAGUUACGCUGUAAAAUAUGGCCAUUAUUUUUGGAAAUUCCUUCAAUUGAUGAAAAUUCGGAUCUGGUGCUUCAGCAGUCUGCUUCGUGCUUUCUAGACGAUUUGAACGUGAAUGAUCUUCCUCCUCAUCGGGAUGAGGAACAAAUCAAGCUUGAUAUCAAGAGAUCAUUUACCAUUGUGUCUCAUCUUCGUUCCACCACCGUAGACCACUCCUCAUUCACAGGUAUCUACUCAAGCUCCGACAUCGACAAGUUGAAAAGAGAUUUGUUGAACUUGCUCGUGAAAAUGUUCCGUACUUAUCCAGCAUUGCACUACUACCAAGGUUAUCACGAUAUCGCAAGCAUAAUACUACUUGUGUGCCAAAACCACCAGAAUCCAGGCGAUGAGUUGGCGUUUAGGUUGUUGGAACGGUUGUCGUUGUUCCAUCUUCGAGACUUUAUGAUCACCGACAUCAACUUGUCCACCAUCCACCUCAAGUUAAUUCCAGCCCUAUUAGAAGAUGUCGACCCAACACUAUACGAGUUGCUCAAACAAACCAGUAACGUCUAUCGCUUGACCAAUGGCGCACUCUACGAUUACGGAUUCGUGCAGGGCUUAUCCUCUAUUCUCACCAUGUUCAGUCACGAUAUCAACAACCUUCCUCAACUCUUGAUGACAUGGGACUUUAUAUUGAGCUACAAUCUGAUCCUGGCGUGUGCCUAUGUAUACACAGCUGCCCUAUUAUUUUCCAAAGAUGACAUAUUUCGCAAAUUGGGCCUCAACCCUCGACCAGUGACAGAUUUCCUGGAUGUUGAUCCGGACGCUGUACAUUCGCUUGUGAGUCCCAGUACUUUAUUUGCCAAUCUUACCGACCAGGAUAUGGCAAAUAUCUUGCAUUCUGCCUCACAAUUGCUGAAAGAGCACCCAUUAGAUCAAUUGUCCAACAACCAUACAACCUUCAAUUUUUGGUUUGGAGAAUACAACCCUCAUUCUGUCCUUAAGACCACCUCCACGGGCGGACCAGCUCCACAAUCUUACUAUAGUCUUGCGACCUCCAAUAAUGAUUUGGCGGAAUUGAUUCAAACACAGGAUCAAGAGGUGACAAAGCAAACUCUUGUUGAUAGCAACUUACUUGCCAAGAUUAUGGAUCUUCAAGACGACUCGGUUACAGACGAUUACAGUCCUAGCGAGUCACAUCUGUUGAGCUCCUCCAUCAGCAGUUUGGCUUCUGGAACCUCGUCCGUCAACACUAGAAUAGCCGAAGCGUCAUCACAGAUCCUCAAAAGAUUAUUACAUUCAUCGCAUCACAGUCAAAGAACCAGCCCAGAGCCCGGCGAUGGGGAGAAGAAACGACCCAAGGGCUUGAGUAGAAUCUACAAAGUAAGUUUAACCGUGGGAUUUGUCGGGUUCAUGAUACACUUUUUAUUGACGAAACGAAAUCCUGAAAUGAUCAAACUUUCCCGUCUUUUGGGAGGUGAUUGGUCGAUUGGUGGAUUAGUCAAUAGCUUAUCGACAUUUGGUGGCAUGGUUGCUGGUGAAGCUAAAAACAGUGCAAGGCAUGCAUACGAGACAAUAUCAGAACAAGCACGUAUCAACUUCGGGCAAGUUGGUUUGGGAACAUUGAGAGCGACUUAUUUUGAUCUAUAG
Meyerozyma guilliermondii ATCC 6260 is the source of this 1845-nucleotide messenger RNA. RefSeq names its product Gyp8p (gene GYP8). Gene Ontology annotation, molecular function: GTPase activator activity. The transcript has a single exon. Bases 1 to 1845 code for a protein of 614 amino acids. Gene Ontology annotation, biological process: positive regulation of GTPase activity; endoplasmic reticulum to Golgi vesicle-mediated transport. The record is from RefSeq and is a predicted model, not a curated record. NCBI's taxonomy places the organism in Eukaryota, Fungi, Ascomycota, Pichiomycetes, Serinales, Debaryomycetaceae. Gene Ontology annotation, cellular component: endoplasmic reticulum membrane.